AUGAUGGCUGCUGCAGCUAGUGUAGCCUAUGAUGAUAAGGUCUAUGAGAGCCCUCCAAAUGUGGCGGAAGCCCCGGCUAGCGAGGGCCAUACUCUUUCGACAGAGGAAUUCGAUGAAACACCAUCUGCUCCUACAACGAAUUCAUUUAUGCCGAUCAAAGAUGCUAUAAUUGAAGCAUCAAAAUACAGGACUGGUGAUGAAACAAAAAAGAUGACAGCCAGAUCGAUCUUCAGACUGGCCAACUAUGGCUGUUUCCUUGUACUAGUCACUUACGGUACGCGUAUUCAGUUUUCCAAACAGGACCUUCCUGAUCUUACUGCAUAUCGCUUUAGUGGCAUUGAUCCAGAGUUCUGUGCAGACGUAUUAUUUCACCAAUAUACUCAGUAA
This is a messenger RNA of Haemonchus placei, 387 nucleotides long. Lineage: Eukaryota; Metazoa; Nematoda; Chromadorea; Rhabditida; Trichostrongylidae. The record is from the annotation of a GenBank genome assembly.